Blepharisma stoltei is the source of this 2971-nucleotide messenger RNA. The record is from the annotation of a GenBank genome assembly. NCBI's taxonomy places the organism in Eukaryota, Ciliophora, Heterotrichea, Heterotrichida, Blepharismidae.
AUGAAUUAUACCUUUCUAACGAAACUGAUAGAAAAAGGAAAAAAUAAGCAUGAUUUUUUAGCUGAUUUGACUUUUUUAAAUAUGCACAGAAAAUAGUAUAUAAGCAUAAGAAUAAUGAAAGCAGCUCAAGGAGCAAUUAUAAUGAAGAAAUGAUAAAAAAGGCCGGUCUAGAUUUAUACAUCUCAGAAAAUAUUCAUCUUACUGACCUGCUACGAGUUGAAUACAAAAUUGAGGCUACUUACCAAUUCAUUCAACAUUACAUCAGGUAUUUUUUAUAUAGAUUUAUUGCCUCAAGAGAAAUAAUUUUGCUAUCAAACAUCCCAGUUGAUUUAAAUUUGUGGGAAAAUUACAAUUUUUUAGUUUUAACAGGUGAUUGAAAAUUCUUUUUAUUGAAAAAGGAAUUAACAAUUAUUAAAGUUAUUUGCGUAGGCUUUAAAGAUAAUUUCACUGAAGAAAUUUUAAAAAUAUGCAUAUUAUGAUGGGGAAGUUUUAUAAAAAAAUUAGUUAUUUUAUAUAUUAUUUUUAAAAAAAAAGAAAUAUUUAGUUUAAAUUAAAUAGAAGAUUCUAUUCCUUAUAGAGCUAAAAUUGAAGUCCAAAAAGUGAUUUUAAGUGGAGAAUAUCCAAAGUCUUACAGUAUCGUCUUAGCGGCAAAAUGAAUUUUAAAUGGACAAAGGAUUGGAAAUGAAAUAAAGGUAACAGAAGAAGGGAUACUCAUGAUAAUAGAAGAAAUUAAAAAUUAUAUUUUAUCUUCCUCACAAAUUUCCCAAAAAAAAUUGUCUUCUUUGCUUCAAGAAGCUGGAAUUAUUUUUAAAAAUAAAUCUGAAAAGCUGCAUGAAAAAACAAUAAAUCCUAUCACACAAUGGCUAAAUUCUAAUCAAAAAAUCCCUGAAAAAGUUACUUACAAAAUCCUAGAAAAACCGUUAUUUGAUCUUCUCUCAAUUGAAUCUAAAAAAGCUAAUUCCUUUCUCUUUAACAGUGAGCAAAGCCAUUGAAAAAGUCAUAUGUUUAACAAAGUUAACCCUCUUACUCCCCCCCCCUCGAAGUUCGACCAAGAUAUAGGGAAAAUUCCUAUUUUUUUGGAAAAAUUAAACCCCCCUCAAAGUUCGACCAAGACCUAUAUAAAUUUACUAGGAAAAUAAGCAAUUUUUCAAAAAUUUUAAACUAUGUGGGGUGAGCUUGCGAUUUUUGUAUUCAAGUUCUAAAAAAGCGUUACAAAACCAUCUUGCACUAUUUUUUCUAACCCUUACACCCUCUCAACCAUACACAGAAAUAUGAUAAAUAUUUUUUUUUUUUUAAAAAAAAUUUUUCUUAACCCCCCUCGAAGUUCGACCAAAAAAAUCUUGGUCGAACUUCGGGGGGGGGGGAGUUAGAGCAAGAAAAAAUUAUUUACCCCCUUUUCAUGAGCGAACAAAACCAUUAGAAAAUCCCUAUUUUUUCCCAAAAGUACGCUCUUUGUCAGCGAGCAAAAAAUUUGGUUGAUAUAUAAAUGAUUAUUAGUUAAUGAAAUUUCUAGCUAAUUCUGUUUAAUUUUUAAACAAAUUCAUUUAAAACAUAAAUUUUCAAAUCAAAUAAAUAUUUGCUUUUCAAUUUUUGUGAAUUGGGAAUUUUUUUUAAAUUUCGAAAAAAAAAUUUACUAUAAAAUUCAUAUAUAAUUUUUUUAAAAAAAAAUAACCCCUCUCCACGAGCGAACAAAUUUUUUGUUUGCUCACAAAGGGUGGAGUUAGUAUAAAGCUUAUUUAAAUAAAUAAUUUUAUAAUAAUCUUUAGUUAAUUCUAUUAAAUUUUAUAAUUUUUAAAAUCCAAGAAAAAUUAAACCCCUUAAGAGCAAAUAAGUUUUUUCUGCUCUAUUUAAAUAGGAGACGUAAAUAUUUCAGCAGACCAAAAGACUAUCAAAUUAAUUUACAAUUAAAUCCAGAUUUAUUCGAAGAAGAAUUGGAUAAAAAAUCUGCUUACAAAUCAGAUACCCCUUUGGAAUUUGAAAGAACUCAUUUAUUUACUUUUGAGCCUAAUAAAGAUCAUUUAUUAACUUGAAGUUCUGAUUUAGAAUAUUCCCACUCAGAAGAUAUGUCCAAUUCUACACAAAAAUUAAGUGAAGCCAUAACCCCAUUUAAUUUGUCAAUUGUUGAUAGAUUUCCUAAAGUUUUUUCUGAUUCUUUAACACUUACCCCCCCCCCCUCCGUGAGCGAACAAAACCAUUAGAAAAAUCGCCAUUUUUUGACCAAAAACCCACCCUCCGUGAGUGAACAAAAAUUUUUUUAAUAGAAAAAAUUUUAAUGGAAAAAAAUUUUGAUAUAUAAGUGAUAAUUAGUAUAAUGAAAUCUAGAGCUAAUUCUGUUUAAUUUUAAACAAAUUGCGUUUUUAAAGCAUAAAUUUUGCAAAUUAAAUUAAUAUUUGCUUCCCAAUUUUUGCAAAUUAGGAUUUUUUUAAAUUUCGAAAAAAAUAUUUUUUAUAAAAUUUAUAUAUAAAUUUUUUUUAAAAAAAAAAAAUUAACCCCCCUCCGUGAGCGAACAAAAUUUUUUUGUUCGCUCACGGAGGGGGGGGGGGGAGUUAGUGAAUCUUCCAAUGCUCAGCAGCUUUCUCUAGAACAGACAAAUCGAAAAUCAAUUAUCGAUUAUACUGAAUCUUUAGACCUGGAAUAUUACCCAGUAGAAGUCGUAGAAAUUAUCCAUAACUCCCCCAAAAUAAAGCGCAGCAAAAUCAGUAGCUUUUCAACCCCAUUAAUUUCUCCUAAAAACUGCAAUUUAUCAAUUCAAGACAUCCAGAAACAAUUCGCUUUACUAGACUCCCGAAUUACAAGCGAAACUAUAGACGCUUCUCUAAGCGACUUUGGCAAAGGCUCAGCCUCCCCUGUUUCUCGCCUCGAGACAGCUGCUUUUUCUUCCUCCGUUGAUGGAAAAACCCCAAGUACAUCCUACCAAUCCCAAGACACAAAAUCCAAAAACUGUCGCUGCAACAACUGUGAGAUAUUUUAA